AUGUGGAAUAAAGCUCUGUUUGGUCAUGGCUGUCUAGAGCUGUGGCUAGGCCGAGGCCUGCCCUUAAGCCCGUAUCUUCGGGGUGUCAUCAUCCAACUGUUAAGGAAGGAGAUGAAACCACAAGAUUCAAAAUCCAGACGCACUUUUUUCUUGCUCCUGGGGUCAAAGACUUCCUUGAGUGGUCAAUGCUUCGUGCAUGGAUGCGGGAAUGGCUGCGUUAUUGUCAUUGGUACUAUGGUACUGGAUCCAUGGGUAUCCAUUGAGGCCUUCUUUGAUGCGCCAGUUGUGAAUGUGAAAUGGAAGGCUGAUCGGAAGAGCGUUGAGCUCGUUCGAUUCGGUCUUUUAUGGAAGAUUUUUGAUUUGGUGGGUCAAUUAGGUGUCUCUUUUAGGUGUCCGAUCCUAGAAGAUUCAUCUGGAUCAGAGAGAUCUGGUCCAUGGCUUCUUGGUGGAGUUGAUGGCACGUCUUUCUUGGUCUCGCCUGUCGGCCUUUUCCAGCCGAAGGCGGGUAAGGGGGUUAUGGUUUGUGGGAUUGUUAAAGAUCCUUCUAAACCUGAUCCCGCUUAUAUAACCAUCUUGUCAAAUGAUAAAGGAAAAUGGCCUGAUUAUCCACUUUUGUCCGUAGCUCCUCUCUCAGAAAGACGUCAGAGACUGUACUGCCAGAUUAUCAGGAGCUUAGAGGCGAGGUUCAUCUUUCUCUCAAGUAAGAAGAGUCAAAGGAGGCAGAAAGUAGAUCUAGUCAAUCUAAGACUGUUUCAAGAGUGGUGGAGCCCUUUGUUGUGGGAAGAGAAUUGUCACAGGGCGAUAGUUCUCAAUAGUGUACAAGGUUCAACAAAGACUGGUCAACAUUCACAACAAGGACGUACAGGAGAAGACGAAGGUCCUUUAUUGUUGAAAGAUGCUGAAGACAAUACGGGACCGAAGCUACGGGGGUCGACUCGUGUGUGGAAGCCGAACCCGAAGUGUGAAAAUUCAGCCUAUGCAGUGAUGAAGGGAGAGGUUCGAAUCCUACUUGGGGAGAUCCAUGGUUUGACCGGGCCUGUCCUUCUCCCUAGAAUCAUUCUCAGGAUUGUUCAGCUUUCUAGCGGAAUCGUCAAACAAAGAGAAGGAUGUACUGACUCCCAUCCCAGUAAUCCGGAAAAAGAUGGAAGUUUCUUGUCUCUUUUCAAAAAGCAACAUUUCAGCCAGAAGUGUCGGUUGUUGUUAGUUAAUGGACUUUCAAUUGGAAGGAAUUCAUUUUUCUUUCCUUUCGUUAGGCCUACUGAAGCGUUCGAAAAGACUUCAAUGGCUAAUUAUCAGUGUGAAUCGCUGCUUAUCUCCCAAGCUUUCAAGUAG
Molecule: messenger RNA, 1332 nt
Organism: Ilex paraguariensis (yerba mate)
Lineage: Eukaryota; Viridiplantae; Streptophyta; Magnoliopsida; Aquifoliales; Aquifoliaceae
Source: the annotation of a GenBank genome assembly